Molecule: messenger RNA, 3031 nt
Organism: Anopheles maculipalpis
Lineage: Eukaryota; Metazoa; Arthropoda; Insecta; Diptera; Culicidae
Gene: beta'COP
Product: coatomer subunit beta'
Exons: 15
Coding region: 124-2997 (957 amino acids)
Biological process (GO): retrograde vesicle-mediated transport, Golgi to endoplasmic reticulum; intracellular protein transport; intra-Golgi vesicle-mediated transport
Cellular component (GO): COPI vesicle coat
Molecular function (GO): protein binding; structural molecule activity
Source: RefSeq, a predicted model, not a curated record
UGUAAUGUCAUUUGCAGAUGUCAUCAUUCCUAGCCACGUCGAAACUGUGUUUUCAUGUUGGUGCUGAAUUUUGUUGAAAAUAUUGUGUUAAACUGUUCGAGAACUUAGUAAAAUUAUCGAAAAAUGCCGCUAAGGUUGGACAUCAAAAGAAGGCUUACGUCGCGGUCGGACCGAGUGAAAUCGGUUGAUCUCCACCCGACGGAACCAUGGAUGCUGUGCGCUCUGUACAAUGGCCAUGUACACGUGAUGAAUUACGAAAACCAGCAGCUGGUAAAAGAUUUCGAGGUGUGCGAUCUGCCGGUACGCUGCGCCCGAUUUGUGGCACGCAAGAACUGGAUCCUCACAGGCUCGGACGACAUGCAGGUACGCGUGUUCAAUUACAACACACUCGAAAAAGUACACUCUUUCGAAGCGCAUACCGAUUACGUCCGGUGCAUCGCAGUACACCCAACGCAACCGCUUAUUCUCACGUGCAGUGAUGACAUGCUGGUAAAGCUGUGGAACUGGGAAAAGAUGUGGGCAGUGCAGCGCGUCUUCGAGGGACACACACACUACGUGAUGCAGGUCGUGUUCAAUCCGAAAGACAACAACACAUUCGCCAGUGCAUCCCUCGACCGUACAGUGAAAGUGUGGCAGCUGGGAUCGAACGUGCCAAAUUUCACGCUCGAAGGCCACGAGAAGGGUGUGAACUGUGUGGAUUACUAUCAUGGCGGCGAUAAACCGUACCUCAUUUCGGGGGCCGACGAUCGGCUGGUCAAAAUCUGGGACUAUCAGAACAAAACGUGCGUCCAAACGCUGGAGGGCCACGCGCAGAACGUUUCGGCAGUUUACUUCCAUCCGGAGCUCCCGAUUUUGCUGACCGGCUCCGAAGAUGGUACAAUCAGAAUUUGGCAUUCGGGCACUUACCGGCUGGAGACAUCGUUAAAUUAUGGCUUUGAACGGGUGUGGACAAUUGCCUGCAUGCGUGGCACAAACAACGUGGCGUUGGGCUACGACGAGGGCUCCAUCAUCAUUAAGGUUGGUCGCGAGGAACCAGCCAUGUCGAUGGAUGUGAAUGGAGGAAAAAUCGUGUGGGCCAGACACUCCGAAAUGCAGCAAGUGAAUCUUAAGGCGCUCCCCGAAGGAACGGAAAUCAAAGACGGGGAACGCCUACCGGUGGCGGUUAAAGACAUGGGUGCAUGCGAAAUCUAUCCACAAACAAUUGCCCACAACCCGAACGGAAGGUUCGUAGUGGUGUGUGGCGACGGAGAGUACAUCAUCUACACAUCGAUGGCCCUCCGCAACAAAGCGUUCGGCUCCGCGCAAGAAUUUGUGUGGGCAUCGGAGAACAGCGAAUAUGCGGUGCGUGAAUCGAGCGGCACGGUGAAGCUGUUCCGUAAUUUUAAGGAACGCAAAAGCUUCACCCCGGACUACGGUGCAGAAGGUAUCUUUGGUGGACAGUUACUUGGAGUGAAAACGUCGUCCGGCUUAACAUUCUACGACUGGGAAAAUUUGGAGCUGAUCAGACGAAUCGAAGUGCAGCCGAGACAUGUGUUCUGGAACGAAGCGGGCACUUUGGUGUGUCUAGCCACGGAAGAUUCAUACUUCAUUCUGAAGGUGGACAUCGCAAUGAUACAAAAUGCGCUGGCCACGAAGCAACAGCUGAGUGAGGAUGGAAUCGAAGAAGCGUUCGAUGUUUUGGGCGAAGUGAACGAACUGGUGCGCACCGGUCUGUGGGUUGGCGAUUGUUUCAUCUACACCAAUUCUGUCAACCGUAUCAACUAUUACGUUGGCGGCGAGAUCGUUACCGUUUCGCAUCUCGAUCGAACCAUGUAUCUGCUUGGUUACGUGCCGAAAGACAACAGACUCUACCUGGGCGACAAGGAGUUGAACGUGACCAGCUUUGCGCUGCUAUUGUCCGUGCUCGAAUACCAGACAGCCGUCAUGCGACGCGACUUUGAAACGGCCGAUCGUGUGUUGCCAACCAUUCCGAAGGAACAUCGCACCCGGGUAGCUCACUUCUUGGAGAUGCAAGGAUUCCGCCAACAGGCUUUACAGGUUUCGAUCGAUCCAGAGCAUCGUUUUGAGCUCGCCCUAAAGAUAGGCGAUCUGGAUACAGCGCUUCUGCUGGCCCGUGAAUCCGACAGCCCUCAAAAGUGGAGCCAGCUCGCAAGCAUUGCUACCAGCAAGAACAAGUUCGAUCUCGUAAAGGAGUGUCUGACGAAUGCAAACGAUUACGGUGGACUCUUGCUGCUGGCAACCAGUACGGGCGAUUCGGACAUGUUGCGAAAUCUGGGCGAGAAUGGUGUCACGCAGGGAAAAUUCAACAUUUCCUUCCUGUCCAUGUUUUUGCUAGGCGAUUUAGAAAAAUGUCUAGAAAUCUUGAUUCAAACCAACCGGAUACCGGAAGCUGCAUUCUUUGCUCGGACGUACUUACCAAGCAAAAUUUCACACGUGCUCGACAUUUGGCGUACGGAGUUGGCCAAAAUCAAUGAAAAGGCCGGACAAAGCUUAGCCGAUCCGGAACAGUACGAAAAUCUGUUCCCAGGAUUCUAUGAUUCGGUGAAAACACAACAAUUUCUGCUACCGGAACGAAGCACACUUCUACCCGCCAAUGUCGCUACCAAAGUACCACUCAACAUUGACCGCACGCCUAUUGAUGAGAUGAAAUUGGCGGAAAAUGAAGGAAAGUUCGAUUACAAUCCAAGUGCAAACAGUGAAGCUAUUGUAUCAUUACCGAAUGGAAACGUUGAUGAUAGCGCCGCAUCAGUUUCAAAACAUCCCGAGCCACCAACCGCUGUAAACAGCAACACGGACAGCAGUUCAACGCAACUUCCGCCAGUAGGUGUAUCGCCGACGAUAAACACCGGUACGACUGGACUCGGCAGUGUGGCUGCCGCGCAGGUAAAACGGAAAAGUUCUCUCGAGGAUUUCGAGUCCGAGAUAGAAGCGCUGAUGGAUGAUAAUAUUGACACUUCGGAUGUAAAUAUAGACGAUGUGGAGUUGAGCGAUGAUUGAGCGUACGAAAUGGAGACAUCCGCCAAUCUCAAUA